Messenger RNA from Lactuca saligna, 357 nucleotides. The record is from the annotation of a GenBank genome assembly. NCBI's taxonomy places the organism in Eukaryota, Viridiplantae, Streptophyta, Magnoliopsida, Asterales, Asteraceae.
AUGCAAGAAGAAGAAGAAGAAGAAGAUAUCGAUGAGGGUGGUGAUCCGAUUAUAAGAGAGAUGUUUCAAGGUGUCACAUGUGAGAGGUAUAUGGAAGAAAUCCAUAUGUACCAUAGGUACUACUACACUUGCACCAUAUGUGAUGAUUUCUCACUUCACAAAUUAUCUGGUGAGCUCCCCUCAAGGUUAGAGCACCCAUCACACCCAUCACAUACUCUUUACCAAACAUAUCAUUCAUAUCAUCGGAUAUGCAGUAAUUGUAAGAGAGAUCAAAAGCUUGGAGAAUUGUUUUACCAAUGUGGUAAAUGUGAUUUCUCCAUUGAUCUCAAAUGUGCUGUGGAAGUAGGAAAAAUGUGA